This is a messenger RNA of Acanthoscelides obtectus, 2197 nucleotides long. NCBI's taxonomy places the organism in Eukaryota, Metazoa, Arthropoda, Insecta, Coleoptera, Chrysomelidae. The record is from the annotation of a GenBank genome assembly.
GCAGUCAACGUUGGGCACCACCGCGAGUACCACCGUCCAAAUAAAUCCCGUUCAUAAUGUGGUACCAUCGAAUAUUGUUGUCGGUCGGCAUUUGUGUGCUCGGAAAAGUUUCCAACAGCCUUGCUGCCUCUGGUCCACAGCAUGGUAAAGUGGUUGUCUGUUAUCUAGGAAGCUGGUCAGUGUACCGACCAGAUAGAGGCUCCUAUACCAUAGAACAUUUAGAUCCUUCACUUUGUACUCAUCUCAUAUACUCUUUCGCUGGACUUGAUAUAAGGUCCGAUCGAAUAAAACCUUUGGAUCCUUGGCAAGAUUUAACAGAAGACUAUGGUAAAGGCGGUUAUCAGAGACUGACAGCUCUAAAAAAUAAAUAUCCCCAUCUAAAGGUGUCUUUAGCUAUAGGAGGUUGGAAUGAAGGAUCAGUCAAUUUUUCUCAACUGGCUGCUAGUCCUGAGAAAAGAGUGAAGUUUGCCCAAAAUGUUGUUGCAUUUCUAAGAAAAUAUAACUUUGAUGGACUAGACUUGGACUGGGAAUUCCCAGGUCAAAGGGGUGGAAGGCCAGAAGAUAAAACAAACUUCUUACUUUUGGUGAAGGAUUUGAAGGCGGCCUUUAGGAAGCAUAAGCUGCUGUUGACAGCUGCGUUGGGUGCAGGAAAGGAUACAAUAGAUAAGGGAUACAAUGUGAAGGGCAUAUCUACUUAUCUAGAUUUCAUCCACAUGAUGUGCUACGACUAUCAUGGUGCUUGGGACAGGAAAACCGGUGCAAAUGCUCCAUUGAGAGCGAAUGACGAAUUGAAUGUGGAAUUCACAAUCAACUACAUCUUGAAGCAAGGAGCUCCGCCGCAUAAGGUGGUACUGGGAGUACCUUUCUAUGGUCGUACCUUCGUCAUAGAUUCACCAAGACCUGGAGAGGCCAUACCUCAGCUGGGUGAACCUGCUAGUAAUGGCUUCCAAGGACCCUAUACCAGAGAAAAUGGAUUCUUAGGUUAUAAUGAGAUCUGCCUGGAACUAAAAAACACAUCAGCGAACUGGCGAGUACACUGGGAUAGCGAAACACAGACGCCAUUUGCAGUAGAUGAAGACAAAGUCAUGACGUAUGACAAUGAACAGUCUGUUGCUGAGAAAGUACAUUUUGCCAUAAAGGAAGGCCUGGCUGGAAUUAUGGUUUGGUCAGUAGACACGGACGAUUUCCAUGGUGAUUGUUCACUGGGAGACGAGGAGAGCUUUGUCAACUAUCCCCUACUCAGGUGCAUCAACAAAUCCAUCGACAAAUCGCUGAGGGAGUUGGAGAACAGCAUCAUCCAUGGCAGGGAGAAGCAAAGCAACACGGGAAGUGUAAAUAGUUUGAGUUGUGUAGGACUUUUGAUGGUGUUAGUAAAGUGGUUCGUGUGAGAAGUGUUUCAGCAAUAGCAAUUAGAUAACAAUCUUAAGGAUCCAAUUUUGUAAAAUUCCUACAGUUUUAUUCAUAAUCAAAUUUAUGCAUUUGGUUCCAAAUGUAUGCGACGGAUAACAAGUGAUUUCUUAAAAUUUAAAAUACAAUACAGGAUGAUUGGUAGGUCUAAAAUUGCCGAUUGAUGAGAUGGAUAAUAUAUUUUUGUAUUUUCAAACGAUUUAUUGAAAUUUUUUGAUAAAAUGCCUCAACCUCCUGCACACACACUCCUGCAAGAGGUUUCAAGCUUAACGCCGUAAAGUAUGUUUUUGUUGCUGUAAAAUGAGCUUACUGUCCACACUAGUUGGCUUGACACAGAAUAUUGUACAUUGAGAAGUUUCUCUCAACAUCAUUUGAUUAUCCAUUAUUCGAAUCAUAGAAAUAAUCUAAAUAAUAUUUUGAAACAUUGAAAAUAAAUAAUUGCUCCAGUCAAAAGCGAGACAUCAGACUUUAAGCUCUUUCGCCCAAACUAUGAGAUAUACCAAUAGAAAAUGUUGUAGCGUUAUUGUAAAAUUCAUUACGUAACACUUGGAUAGAUAAUCAACAUUAUUGUACUAUAUUUUUCCAUAAUGACGUAUUGGAGGUUCGAAUACGUUUGUAGUAUGAUAAAGAUUCAAGACGUACGAAGUGUAUUUUCAUACUUAAGUUAGAAUAUUAGGAAAGUUGAAAACAUUUUAUAUGAAGACGUUUCAUCUGUGAUACAUUUACAUUUUUUGUAGCAUUAUGUGUUUAAUGGUAAAAUGAAAUAUACCAAUUUUAUUUACUUUGUUGU